Messenger RNA from Penicillium malachiteum, 750 nucleotides. RefSeq lists its product as uncharacterized. The coding region runs from base 1 to 750 and encodes 249 amino acids. Lineage: Eukaryota; Fungi; Ascomycota; Eurotiomycetes; Eurotiales; Aspergillaceae. The transcript has a single exon. The record is from RefSeq and is a predicted model, not a curated record.
AUGUCCGACCCAGAUCUACCCAGCUCCUCUGCAACCCUCUUCCUCGAACAAGAAGUCUACCGACUCGGCACAGCCCCCGGUUUCCGAUAUCUCCCACCAGGUCCAGUACGCGACUUCAUUUUAUUAAGCUGGGGUCCCCUCAUUUAUCGAACGUCCUAUAAACCCGAAACGAAACAUCUCAUACAUUCCUUUCUGCGCUGUCUAAACGACGCGAUCAGCAGCUCAUUAAGUCAAUUAUCCGGCUCAGAUGAGGAAAUCAAGCUUUUAACUCAAGCAUAUUCAUCGAAAUUAUUCAGUAAUCGCGAUAUAUACGCCGAUGUGGGCGAAGAGGCGGUUCGAAGAGUGUUUCAUGAGUAUAAAGCCUCGUUGGAUAUCCCGGCGACAGAUCUACCGAGUAGACUUCGGGUCUGCUUGAUGGUUGAUGAUGCAGUGCUUUCGAAUUUGAAGGCUAUUCUGAAUUUGAGUGAGAUUUUGGAGAAAAGUACGGAUAUUGAUCGGUGCUGGGUCAAGGUCAUCGAGGAGAAUUUCCCAGAUUCGAGGUUUGGAGAUCGGCCUUAUGUGGCGAAUGUUGAUUUUAGUGAUGAGGUUGAUGGAGUUGGGGAUUACCGAGGAAACUAUCGCGGCUGGACUAUGGUGGCUCUUUCUGCUCUUGUGGAAGUAUUUGAUGGGUUGAGACAGAUGAAGCAUUUAGUGAGAUAUCAUCGGGAGGGUCGGGUGUACCUUGGAGGCGGAAAGUGGAGCAGCAUAUAA